Molecule: messenger RNA, 2028 nt
Organism: Esox lucius (northern pike)
Lineage: Eukaryota; Metazoa; Chordata; Actinopteri; Esociformes; Esocidae
Product: zinc finger protein OZF-like
Exons: 2
Coding region: 57-1301 (414 amino acids)
Biological process (GO): regulation of transcription by RNA polymerase II
Molecular function (GO): RNA polymerase II cis-regulatory region sequence-specific DNA binding; DNA-binding transcription factor activity
Source: RefSeq, a predicted model, not a curated record
UCACUCCAUUUAACUUGGUGACCAAGCGCCAUUUAAGUAGAAGAAGAAGACUGAAAAUGUCUAAACUUCAAUUGUUGCGUGCGUUUUUAAAUGAGCGUUUAACUGCGGCUGUUGUAGAGAUUUUUGGGGCUGUUGAGAAAACGGUAGCGGAGUACCAGGAGGAGAAUGAUCGUUUACGGGGUCUGCUGCAGAAAUCGCCGGAUAUACACCACUCCCUCAAGGUCACUCUCCUUGUCUCUGAAGGGGAGGUUACACCUGGUCUGCAGAAGCAGAGCCCCGGUCUGUGGCAGGAGGAUUCGGAGCCCGUCGUGAUUAAAGAGGAACAGGAGGAACCCAGGACCAGUCAGAAGGAGGAGGAGCUUGAGGGUCUGCAUGUUGAUAAUCUAGAGUUUAGAUUCCUUCCUUCUUGUGUGAAAAGUGAAUGUGGUCAGGAAGACCCACUUCAGUCAUUGACCAUCCCCCAAAUCCGGACUGAGGAGAACAGAGGGAGUGCCUUUCCAUCAGUGGACCACACCCCUUUUGACACUAGUACCCAUCUAGAGAGUCUUGCCAUUCCCUAUGACCCGCCAGAUCAUCUGAACAACGCCUUCAGUAACCGCUCCACCGUAAGCAGCGACCCAGUAAGACUUGACAGCCACCCACCAUUGGAUCCCAACCAACAUAUGGGGGAACACUGUUCCCAACCCAGCACCAUGUCGAAAACUCACCGCUGCCCUGACUGUGGUGAAACAUUCGCUCUGAAGGCUGACCUGCUAGGUCAUGUGACUCUCGCCAAGAAGAGACCAAGCGAAUGCUGCCUGACGCGUGUCAGACACUCUCCCAUUACAGAGUUACAUGUCACAUCCCAUGUUCGGCACGUGGAGAAACACUGCACUUGUCCCUUUUGUGGAAAGACCCUCAAAUACAAAGGAGACCUGUCCAGACAUAUGAGGAUUCACACAGGUGAGAAACCUUUUAGCUGUCGUGAAUGUGGGAAGAGCUUCAAUCAGAAGGGGCACCUAAUUGAACAUGUGCGUACUCACACAGGAGAGAAACCCUUUAGCUGCGGUGACUGUGGGAAAAGCUUCAUACAGAAGGGGGAUCUAAGGAGACAUAUGCUGACUCACACAGGAGAGAAGCCAUUUAGAUGUGCUUACUGUGGGAAGAGCUUCAUUCAGAAGAGGGACCUAAGGAGGCACAUACUGACUCACACAGGAGAGAAAUCAUUUAGCUGUGACGACUGUGGGAAAAGCUUCAAACGGAAGGGGAAAUUGAGCAUGCACAUACUGACUCACAGUGGAGAUAACCUCCACAAUGAAUGAAAAGCAUGGGUUCCUUCCUAGGUUAAAACCAUACUAGGGAGUUUUUCCUAGCCAGUGUGCAUCAGUAUCUUGUUUUUGCAUGCUCUUUGGCAUCUCUAGGUUGGGUAUAAGCUCUGUGUAAAAUAAAGUAACAUUUUAAAGUUAUGUUUGUACAAAAUUAUUAUACUAGUAUACAACAAUAUUGUAAUACAGUAUUUGUAGUAAAAUAAAUACUAAUACUGAGCUAUAUUUUAUGCAUACAUCCCUGUGUUCUAUACUCUAGUACCCACUUGCUAGGGUAAUGACAUGUUUUUCUCAAAUGUCUUAGGAGGUUGGAGAACAAUUCAUGGAUAGUUCUUUGGUAUCACUGGUCUUUGAUUAUGUACUGCCCUCUUCAGUUCUUUGCAUAAGGUUGAUUUUGAUGUCAUUGUUUGUUUUAUACCAGGACCUAAAUCCACACCUGACGUGUAGUGGCUGAUUUUCAAGCAAUGGGUCACAGACAGGCCACUUAAACAGUUGCAUAGAAAAUUCUAUGCAACCCACCAGAUAAUCAGAACAUUGACUCUGCUUAAGGUUGAUUUAAAAAUAAACUUUCAUGUAUUUUAAUUACUAAUUUCUUUCUGGAACGUGAUUAGGACUCAGAAAACCCAAAGAUGUAUCCUCUUUGUAAAUGAAGUGUGCUUGCGGGUCAGGUAAACUGGAGACAAUUUAAAGGAAUGUGUUAUUAAAGAGGCUUACCAAUUGUGAA